AUGGGAAACACCACUGGAAGCACCGUGGACGACCUGCAGGCCGUGGAGAUGCACCUCUGGUACAAGAAGUUCAUGAUCGAGUGCCCCUCAGGUCAGCUCACCCUGCACGAGUUCAAGCAGUUCUUCGGGCUGCGCGGUUUGGACCAGGAGGCCAACGACUACAUCGAGCAGAUGUUCCGCACAUUUGAUAUGAACAAGGACGGCUACAUAGACUUCCUGGAGUACGUGGCAGCGCUGAGUCUGGUGAUGCGAGGAAAGAUGGAGCACAAGCUGCGCUGGUACUUCAAACUUUAUGAUGUGGACGGAAACGGCUGCAUCGACAGACACGAGCUCCUCAACAUCAUAAAGGCCAUUCGUGCCAUCAAUGGAAUUGAAAGUCAGGAUCUAUCCGCAGAGGAUUUCACCAACAGUGUGUUUGACAGGAUUGAUAUAAAUGGAGACGGCGAACUCUCCUUGGAUGAGUUUGUGGCCGGCGCUCGCACUGACAACGAAUUCAUGGAGGUGAUGAUGAAGAGUCUGGACCUCACCCACAUCAUGGCCAUGAUCCACAGCAGGCGGCACAGCGUGUAG
Limanda limanda (common dab) is the source of this 570-nucleotide messenger RNA. It is a transcript of the gene guca1aa, whose product is annotated as guanylate cyclase activator 1A. The record is from RefSeq and is a predicted model, not a curated record. The transcript has 4 exons. Gene Ontology annotation, molecular function: calcium sensitive guanylate cyclase activator activity; calcium ion binding. The coding region runs from base 1 to 570 and encodes 189 amino acids. Lineage: Eukaryota; Metazoa; Chordata; Actinopteri; Pleuronectiformes; Pleuronectidae.